Molecule: messenger RNA, 1558 nt
Organism: Mytilus californianus (California mussel)
Lineage: Eukaryota; Metazoa; Mollusca; Bivalvia; Mytilida; Mytilidae
Product: myosin regulatory light chain A, smooth adductor muscle-like
Exons: 8
Coding region: 169-669 (166 amino acids)
Cellular component (GO): myosin II complex; cytoplasm
Molecular function (GO): myosin heavy chain binding; calcium ion binding
Source: RefSeq, a predicted model, not a curated record
CAUGUGACGUCAUAUCGAUAGGUAUGCAAGAUUGUUCUAAAGCUAGGUGCUUUUCACUUUCGUAGCGCCCUUGUAGAAGCCCGGUUGUGUGAGGAGCGUUUGUAGAAGGUCACUUGACCCGUAUUUCUUUGAUAUUUGAAAAGGUUUUAAAACACAAAAUCAACAACUAUGUCUGAAGGAGAUGAAGACAAGAAAACUCGAGCAGAAAGAGCGACGUCCAACGUUUUUGCGAAACUGCCGCAGAAACUUAUGCAAGAGAUGAAGGAGGCAUUCACAAUGAUUGACCAAAACAGAGAUGGUUUCAUUGAUCUAAACGAUCUCAGGGAAAUGUACUCAUCGUUAGGGGCUGUUCCUCAAGAAACUGUAAUGAAGGACAUGUUAAAGGAAGCUCCCGGACCAUUGAAUUUCACAAUGUUCUUGUCAUUGUUCAGUGAAAAACUCAGUGGUACUGACCCCGAAAACACAAUCCAGAAUGCCUUCUCAAUGUUCGACGAUGCAGGAAAGGGAUAUUUGCCAGAGGCUUACAUUAAAGAUUUGCUACAAAAUAUGGGAGAUAACUUCACCACAGACGAGAUGAGACAGACAUUCAAAGAAGCACCCGUAGAAGGUGGAAAAUUUGAUUACAACAAAUUCACAGCCAUCAUCAAGGGAAGCAAUGUCGAAGAUUAAAGGACAAUCAUGUGAUAAACAAACUCAUUUUCCAUUGCCGGAUAUGUAAAAUUCAGAGACAUGUGAUUGUAGUAUAUCCCAAAAAGUGACAGUUUAUUUAUUGUAGCAUUUAUUUAUUUAUUUAGAAAUGUAGGAAGAGCUAUUGAAUUUUAUAUAUCCGUGAUAAUGUCUUUAAAACCUCAUAUCAGGAAUAUUUCAAGCCAAAGAGAGAAACCAUUCCAUUUUCUUAUUUGACUGCUGUUAGCACUCCCUACCGGGCCUCAUUUAUCAGGAAGCGCUACAGUGUUGUCAUGGAGGCAGAAAAAACAUCUGUUGAUUACAAUAACAUCGUAAUCAGCCUCCUACAUAUUCUGUUGGCUUGGGAUGCUCCGGUAAUACGAUGCCUGCACCAAAUAUAGCUCAUAUCGUCUGCAACACGCACGUGCAGCAAUAACUGAUCAUUACUAUCAAGGCAUCAAAAUUAAUCUUCUCCAAUAUAUAUUCGAUUUACUUACAAUGCCUUGGGGUGGGAGGCUUUUAAUAUAUAAAUGAACUAUUCCCUUCUUUUGUGAUUUUAUUUAUUUAUUAUGUGAACAUGAUUUGUAUAAAAUGACCUGUCAUUUCAUGGCAAUAAUUAUCCCCGGGGAUAUUAAUCUGGAAGAAUGCGUGAUGUCUGUCAGUAAGCUGUCAGUAGACAAGUACUUGAACUACUGCUGGUGCCAUAGUUACUGUACUUUUACUUACUUGUUUUGGUUAGUAGUAUACCACAUGGUAUACUUUUUACCAAUAAGGGUAAAUGUGAAAGUUGUGAUAUCUGAUAGUAAUUAUGGUGACCAAGAACAUCUGAGUGGAGUGUUACCUGUAACCUUCUUACAUGUAUAAAAAUAAAAUCCUCUGUGCACAGAGUUAA